Messenger RNA from Lampris incognitus (smalleye Pacific opah), 621 nucleotides. RefSeq names its product achaete-scute family bHLH transcription factor 1b (gene ascl1b). The transcript has a single exon. Gene Ontology annotation, molecular function: DNA-binding transcription factor activity, RNA polymerase II-specific; protein dimerization activity; RNA polymerase II transcription regulatory region sequence-specific DNA binding. The record is from RefSeq and is a predicted model, not a curated record. NCBI's taxonomy places the organism in Eukaryota, Metazoa, Chordata, Actinopteri, Lampriformes, Lampridae. Gene Ontology annotation, cellular component: RNA polymerase II transcription regulator complex. Gene Ontology annotation, biological process: positive regulation of transcription by RNA polymerase II; regulation of neurogenesis; sensory organ development. The coding region runs from base 1 to 621 and encodes 206 amino acids.
AUGGCAACCACAACGAUCACUUCCACGCAGCUGGCGCAAAACCCGUGCCCGUUUGGACUCGGCGAGAGGCGAGCCACCAUCACCCUACACGCCCCGGCCCAGGAAUGCCCCGUCCAAACGGUGCACGGCAACGCCGCCGCUGCCGGCUACCAAAGCAAGACCAAGGUGCUGAAAAGACAGCGCUCCAGCUCGCCGGAGCUGCUGCGCUGCAAGCGGCGGCUCAGCUUCAACGGCCUCGGCUACUCGAUCCCGCAGCAGCAGCCGGUGGCCGUGGCCCGGCGCAACGAACGCGAGAGGAACCGGGUCAAGCAGGUGAACAUGGGCUUCCAGACGCUGCGUCAGCACGUGCCAAACGGAGCCGCCAACAAGAAGAUGAGCAAAGUGGAGACGUUGAGGUCGGCGGUGGAGUACAUCCGGGCCUUGCAGCAACUCCUGGACGAACACGACGCGGUGUCGGCGGCGUUUCAGUGCGGGCUGCCGUCCCCGACCCUUUCCAACAGCUACUCCGCCGACCCCGAGUCGCCCCACUCCACUUACUCGUCCGACGAGGGGGGCUACGAGCCUCUGAGCUCCGAAGAGCAGGAGCUGUUGGACUUUACGACUUGGUUCGACAGGUACUGA